CGCAAAAUCGUCUCCAGCGCAAAGGCGCCGCUUGUGGCGGUCUCCUUGGCUCGACUGGAGCGUUCCAUCAACAUCUAAACAAUGAUAACGCUGCUUGAGUUGCUGAAAAGUUGCUGAAAAUGACUUGACGUGGCCGUACUUCGGAUUGUCGCGUCAAACUAUGUAAUACUCGAAGGACAUUUUCCGACUCUAAUCCGCUUUGGACGUCUUUGUUUGUCCGGGAUGAGAAGCGCCAGUGCUGAGCCUCUCACGCCGAUUUAAGUAGCAGACAGACAGUGGCGCUGAAUCCUUCAGCAUGAAGAAAUUAUUCAGCUUCUCCAAGAAGAAACAGUCGCCGUGCCGUACGCCUGACCGAGGCAACGCGCUCACUGCUGGCUACGACGUGAAAGAAAAGGACCUGGGCAAGUUUCACAAGGCUGCCUGGCGGGGAGAUGUGGCCAAGCUGGAGCACCUCGUCAAAAGCAACGAUGUCAACCAGGCUGACAAGCACAACAGAACAGCCCUUCACCUCGCUUGUGCCAGUGGAAAUGCUGAGGUUGUGAGAUUUCUCGUGGAGAAAAAAGCUAAACUCAGUUUAUGUGACAAUCAAAAUAGGUUCGCCUUAAUGAAGGCAGUACAAGGUCACCAUGAUCUGUGUGCUAAGAUUCUACUGGAAAACCAUGCUGAUCCCAACCAGGUCGACACAGAGGGAAACACAGCUUUACAUUUGGCCUCAAGCAUCCCGGCAAUCUCCACUGUUGUCACCCUGGUGGAUCAUGACGCUGACAUCAACACACAGAAUAAGGAAGGCAUUUCACCACUGUCUGUGGCAGUUCAAGAGGACCACAUAGAAGUGGUCGAGUAUCUCUUGAAGAAAGGUGCUGAUGUCAAUGUUUUGGACCGAGAUCAAAGGUCGCCAUUAAUGAUAGCUGGCGGGAAUGGGCACAUCGGCAUGGUACGAAUGCUCCUGCAGUUUCACGCAGAUAUUACUCUGAAGGAUAACAAAGGAAAAUCAGCUGAGGACUAUGCAGCCAUCGAAGGGCAUCAUCCCUGUGCCAUCCUCAUUACUGAGCACCAUGCCCAAAGGAACCAGGCGGCCUCUCUGUCUCAUCCAGGUCCAAGUAAAAAUAAAUCAAAAUCCGAGAUGGGCAACACAUCCCGAGCCCUUGAAACUGGCAUCUCUGUGGGAAGACCAGCCACCGACAAAGAUGAUUUUGAGGAUAAUUCUCAAGCGGAGUCACUAAGCCAGAUGUCAAAAAAAGGUGGCACUGAUGAAUGGGCUUCAUCUGAGGAUGACUGUGAGUCACUUACCGCUGAAAAGAUGUUUUCCCCCCCUGCUUUCUUUCAGACCCCACAAAAAAUGAAUCUUAGGAAAAUGCUUGAAUCUAAAAGAGGAAAAGCAGAGAGUCAGUCGGAACCUGCGAAGAGCAAACGUGGUCUGAUAGAUCAGCUGUCAGGAAGUCAGUCAAGUUUAGAAUCUCAAGCCCAGAGCUCGGAAGGUGAGGGCUCUGAGGAAGAAUAUGAAGAAGAAGAAGAAGAAGAGGAGGAGGAGGAUGAAGAUAAUGAGGAAAGCGAAGAGAUAGACGAUGAUGAUGAUGAUGAAGAGGAGGAGGAUGAGAGUGUCGCUGACUCUUGUUUUGCCCCUGUUCAGUCAAACACUUCUUCUUCGGAAGACGCACAAAAAUCUUCCCCUCUGGAAGUCGAUGUUGAUACUGGAAAAACUCAAAACAAACAGAGUUCUGAUCGCAUUCCCAGUAACGAUGAUGUGGUUGAACCUCCGGAGAGUUAUUCAGAAGCAUCUGGAAAAUCAUGUUCUCAGAUGCUGCGGUCGUUGGAUGUGGACCAGGAUUUGGUCGUGUCAGCCAUUAGAGUGGAAUCCAAAUAUUCCGAUGAGGAUGACGAAUUAAUGUUGGCACCGGGUCAAAAGAUCAUUUCAAACCUCAUCAAGAGGCUUGGUGCACAAAAGGCAAAUGAGGUUGAGAUAGAAGAAUUGGAAAAGAUGCAUGAUGAUGAUGACAAACGAAAGACCCUUCAGGACGAUCCCCAAACACGUCAAAAAAAUAUGCUGGAAGAAGGAAAAAAUAGAGACAGUGAACCCGACACUGAAUGUGGUGGUUCAAAAAAAGAAAAACCCAGAUCAUCAUGGGGCUCCUCCAUGGAGAGCACAGACAAUGACGGCUAUAAGGAAAAGGACAUCAUUAACAAAACCCCCAGUCCAAAAGGUGACAAACCUGCAUCACCAAUAGACAGCAGCUCACUGCCAAAAACAACCAAUGAUGAACAAAUAGCCCUUGACAAAAUGUCUCCAACUUGCUCUCCUCCGUCCAAAAACAGACUGUCUACAGCAGAAUCCGACUGGGAUUCUCCAUCUGAAAAAGACGAGGGACCAGUUGCCGGAAGAAAUGCAAAUGUGGCGUCAGAGGAAGAGUUGGGUGGACGCUCUCUGGCAUCCAAUGAUAACGUCAGGCCUAAAACCCUCAAUGAAAACACUACCAGAAACCGAAUCCAACCAUCCAAACACUCAGGGGGCCAACCAGCUGAUGAUGAAAACGAGCUGUCAGAAAAAGGGAAGGAUUGUGUGCCUCUUGAUAAUCCUUCCAGCCCAGCUAGUUGGCUGCAUUCCAUAGCUCGAAAUUCAUCAGACAAAAUGGUAGAUGAAGAAGAGACUCGCUCAAAACUUGCAAAGGCGUGCGUCAAGUUCAUCACCGAUGGUGGUCGUACAUCUCCGCAAGGCGGGGCUACCAAUCCUCACACAGAAGAGUCCUUAAACAAACUCAACAAAGAAAAGAUGACCGAUCUUACGUCCAACAAAAUUGACGUCGCUGGUGGUCUCUCAGACACAAGUGUUUUUUCAGAACCGUUGCCUCACACUGACAUUGACGAUGUUGAUUUGGACUCAUCCGAUGAGGUAGGGAGCGGAAUGCAUCCUGAGGAUAGACACACUAAAGUUGUCACCGUGCAGAAAGAGGAAGACGAGAAUGAUGCUAGUGAAGAGGACCCAGACAGUGAUGAUGUUGAUGACAACGAUGAGGACCGAGGGGAGGAGGAGGAAGAGGAAGAAGAAGAAGAGGAGGAGGACGUGGACAUCUCAGAUGAUCAACUUGAAGGAAGCAGAGGCCUCCUGGAUGGUGCAGCAGAUCAUGUUGCGGAAAAAAGAGAUCUUUCUAAAGAUAUGAAAAUUGAUGUUUAUUCCGAGGUGGGUCUCGAGAAGGAAGAGCAAGAGCCCGGGUCUUGGGUUUCUGAGCAUGAAGACUGCAGUUUGCCACGUGAAGAUAAACAAAGCGCAGAAGCACAGAAUAUGUCUGGAGAGAAGAUGGAAGAAGACUUGUUAUAUAGUCCCUCAUUUUUACGAGGGGCACGAGGUGGGUGGAGGCCCGAACCUUGGUGGAGUAGAGGCAGACUAAGAGGCAGCCUGGGAGUUGGCCUUGGUGCCGUUGGUCCUGUUGCUGAAAAUAAAGACAGUGCGGAUACCAGAGGUGUUCAGAAAGGGGACCCUACACAAAGGGAGAGUGAGAAAAACAAAUGGGGACUGCUUUUGAGCAAAUGUGAAGGAAAAGGCAAGGAAAAAACAGAUUUGAUGGAAGAACUUGGUUUGGGAGAUUUUGACUAUGCUGAAGAUGCAUCAGACUGGGAUACAUCUAGCAAUGCUAGUAAGAAAAGCCUGCCGGGAUGCACAGAGACCUCUCCUGCACCUGAGGAAUUCCAACAAUCCUCCAGAAAGGAGAAGCAGGUCGAUGUGUCUCCAAAAACGCCCGUUGCUCCUCCGAGGAAAAUCUGCACGGACGAGCAACAGGUCGCAGCUCCUCAUCCCCAGCCUCGUUCCAAGAAGACGGUGCCUCAAGAAUGUGACAUAUCUGAUUGGGACCAAGAAAAUUUAACUGACAAUAAGCAGCUUCAGGAAGCGGUCAGAGAAGGGUCCCCUGAAGUUUCAACAAUGGCAGAGGGCAUAAAAAGUAAUUUGCAACCAGACAAACAGCAAGAAGAGGAAAAAGAUGAUGCCUUUGAGUCAUGUGACUUGAUGCCAAGUCACCCACGCACGUACGGCCUAAUGGUUGUUGAUGGGGCAGGCAGCGAUGUGAUUAAAGAUCAACAAAGUCGAGAGGAAAGGAUUAUUGAUGUUCUGCCGGAGACCCAUUAUGAGAAGCUGUGGGAAGAAGUGGAGAAAAAGGAAGCAAAGCCCUUCAGGUUUGAAGAGGAGUUCAAAUCAGAAGGUGUCACAGAGUCGUCCUCUGCUGAAGUACAGUCAAGCGAUGAAGUCAGUCAACACCCCGCAGCUCGAUCAGGGAGGCUGGUCCUCCUUUCUGUUCCAGAACAGAGGGAGACUGCAUCAGAAGAUUCUACGUCGGAGUCCGCUGACUACUCACUGAACGAGGAAAAUAUUUCAGACCACUUCCCUGCUAGUGGGAGCACAGUGUUAGAAAAUGCAGAGGAACCCCUCCAUAGUGAGGCACUACGCGGCCACACUACAAAGGAGGAGAGCAUCGUAGACACUGCUGGCCAGAAUAAACCUAGGCUUUGUCACAGCCGGCAACUAAAAGAACCCAAGAAGAACCGCACCAGCUCUGAAAAGAACCCUCAAGAACUUGCCAAUUCUAAGCCUAGCUGGGCAAGCAGAGAUUCUGGCUGUUUCCCUGUUGUUGCCCAUGAAGACUUUAAAGAGGAUGUUGAAAAGUUGAAACUGGAAGUCCAGGAAGAGGUUGUCAAAGAGACUCCCAAGGCUGCUGUUUCAGUGAAAAAUUCCAUUGCUUCCAGUACAGGUGGAAGUGCAUCAGAGGGGUUUGCUAUUAGGAAACCUGAGAUCGGCUCAGCGAGCCCCAAAGAGACGUCAAGUCAAGCUGAAGCCUCCCAACAAAGACAGAAGCUGCUAAUCUCUGACACCAGUACAUUGGUGGAAUCCCAACCCUCACAUCAGCGGACAUCCGGUAUUAGCAAGCCUGUAGAACAGGCCGUAGAGGACACCUCACAGCUGGCAGGAGGAAGCAAGACCCGAAGAUCCAGAACCCCUCAGACCGACGACAGGGAGCUCUCCUUGUUUGACGACAGCACUCUCAGUGACGUGUCGGAUGAUGAAGGACGGUUUAAAACUGCAGAACAGAGGAAAAAACAGCAAUCAGAAGAAAUUGAGAUGUCUGAAGAUAUUGACGAGCUCAAUUCGUCAUCUGACGUGACCACAGAUGAUUCAGACUUUCACGCUUCAGACCAUCGUUGUAGCUCCCUCUUCAUUCAGAAUCUGGACUCACUUGCGACAGAUUCCAGGAGCAUGGUGAAGCUGCAGAACAUUUUUCACAAAUAUGAGCGCUCCAUUCAGAAGGCCAAAAGCCGUCACGGUUACUUCGCAGACAAAGUGAGCCUUCUGGAAACGGAGAAGGCGCAGCUAAGGAACUCUCUGGAUGAAGUGAAAGAUGUUAAAUCGGCUUUGGAGCGCAACCAGCUGGACUUGCAAACAGAAGUAACCAAUCUCAAAUUUCAGCUAAAACAGGAGCAAGAAAACGGCCGUAAUGCCACCAUGAUGUAUAACACCACAGGAGAAAAGCUGAGGAGGACAGAGGAGCAGCGGCAGGUGGAGGUUCAGGAGAGACAGAAAGUGGAGCUGGCUCUUAGGAACUUGGAGCUGGAGAUGCGAAUACUAGUCAACAACAAGAAGCAGCUUGAGGAGGACAACAGUCAGAACCAAACGCUGUUGGCCCAGGAGCGCAGCGCACGCACAGUGCUGGAAAAUCUGCUCAACAGUCAUAUGCGCAAGCAGCAAGAGAUAGAAGAGGAGAACAAAAGAAACAUAAGCAAAAGUCAUGAGGCAUUUUCUCAGCUCACGGAGGCCAGCGACAGGGAGCGGGAGCUGCUCCAGCAGAUUUCUAUAUUUCACGAGCAGCUGAGCACCCUCAGAACAGACCUUGAGAAUUCCCAGGCCAACAGCAGCAUCAAGCAGAGAGACCUCCAGGAGGAGAAUAAGGCCCUCAAGGAAAAACUAGAAGUGGCCCGGCAAGCUCUCAAAGUCAACGGCGACACACUCAACCAAACCGUCUUGGACUUCAACAACCAGACGGCCACCAUGAAGUCGGAGUUGACGAUCACCGCGACCCACCUGGAGAAUGAGCGUCAGGCCCGCGAGACCGUGGUGGCGGAGUUAGAGUCUGUUCGUACUCGCCUGACCGUGGCACUGCAGGAGGCCGAGCGCUGCAUGGCAGCUCGGUCGGAUGCAGAGAAAGCUCUGCUCCAGGAGAAGGAGGAACACCAUCGUCUUAAAGACAGACUCUCAAGUGAUGCAUCCAGUCAGUACGAAGCAGUCAGCAGCCUCUCCCAGAAGCUGUCCAAGGCAGAGGCGCAUGCAAACAGUAUGGAGAACGAGGCCCAUCGGAUCAUGCUGCAGUUGUCUGAGAAGAACCUCCUGAUGAACACUGUACAGCACGAGAGCGACCAGACAGCCGCACGCGUUAAAGAGCUGGAGGCCGCUUUGAAGGGCGAGAAGGAGCUGGUCGCUCGGGCCGGAGCACGUCAAGAGGCCACGCAGGAGCGCUUAGCCCAAGCGCAGAGUGAAGGCAUGUUGCUACGGCAACAGCUGGAGGAGGCCCAAAACAAGGGUGUUGCAAAGGAGAACGCCGUGACAGACGCCCAGAAGUCUUUCAGUGACAUCUUGUCCAAGCUUCGCUCCGACUGUGAGGACAGAGUACAACUCGUGCAGGACCGGAAUCAGGAUCUGGCCAGAAAAGCUUCGGAAUUGCGAGAACAUAUCCACCAAUUACAGGAGGAGAAAAAUGAAAGAGAGGCAAGUCAGAGGCAACUGCAGCAGGAGUUAGCAGACUCAUUAAAGAAGCUGUCGAUGUGCGAAGCUUCUCUGGAAAUCAACACACGCUAUCGUAAUGAUUUGGAGGAAGAAAAGACUCGGCUCCUUAAAGACAUGGACAACCUUAAGGCAAAGAUGGAAGAAAGAGAAUCCCUAUGCCUUCAAGCUGAGAAACAAGUGAACGAUCUAAGGUGUCGUCUGGAUGAACGAGAGAAAGAACUCAGCACUGCCGCUCAGAAACUGCAAGGGGCGCUGUCUGCUGCGGCUGCCUCCGAUGCUGCCGUCAAACAGCUGGAAGAGGCUGUGCAAAGGCUGGAGAUAGAGAAUGUCAAGAUGGAGGCCGCUGCAAAGCAACAGUCUAACAAACUUGAAGCACUUCAGAAAGGUUCUCAGGAGGAGGCAAGACUGUCUGACAGUGCAAAUGGAGGAAUGGUCAGAGCUCAUUUGGAAGAUUUGGUGACCAACCUACAAAGUAGUAAGAUGACAUUAGAGGACCAACUCAGUAAAGAGGUGCAAAAGCAAGGUGUAUUGUCCAACAGUGCCCACGACUCUCAGGUCAUGUGGGAGGAGGAGCUAAAGAGCCGCUCUAAGCUAGGACUGCGUCUUGCGGAGCUCGAAAAGGCAAAAGUAGAACUUGGCAGCCAGGUGGAAAUAGAGAAGAAGAAAGCCAAGAAAGUAGCAGAGCAAAAGAAGGCUGUCGAUUCUCGUCUGGAACAAGAGAUGGAGAGAAACACAGAGCUUCAAAAGGAAAUGUACAGGCUACGGACUCUGCUUAAAACUGCAAAGAGGAGGCUGCGGGAUCAGGACAGAGGUGGUGGCAGAGAAGGUGACUUUGCCUCUCCAAUGAGUAGUCUAAAGAUGGACCUGGGAAGACACAGCCAGGCCGAUGGAAGAAGGGAAAAAGCGCGAGACCUGCAGGGGGAGCUAGAGAGGGGUGUGUUCCAAGGCAGCCUGUUGGAGAGGAGGCUGUUGGAAGAGGAGGUGCACAACCUCAAACACAGAGUGGAGGCCUCCGAGGUGGAGCAGAGGCAGAUGGAGCAGUACCGUCGGGAGGUGGAGGAGAAGGCACGACAGGAAAUACAUCUGAAACUACAGGAAGUCAACUUCUUCCUGCAGUCCCAGGCGGCGACACAGGAGGCACAGGACCAGAUUAAAGCGGCCAAUGAGGUCAGCAUGCGCUUGAAGAUCCAAGAACUGGAGAGCGAAUUGAACCGAGCCCGAACCAUCCAACACGACACCGUCAGCCUGAGAGAGUCCACGCGCACAGAGCUGGAACAGUUCAAAGAACUGUACAGAGAGGAACAGAAGCUCCGCAAGUCCCUGUCUGCCGAUCUAAAAAGGACGAACUAUCAGCUCACAGAGGCCAGUUCCAGGUUGGUCAACGAGCAUGACACAUCUCUCAUCACCUCCCCGGGACCUGGACCACCACCGUCUGGAGUUGUGUGCUCCCUGGGGGCCCCAUACAGGGGCCUUGCCUCAAGGCUCCUCAGCCCUCUGGCUGAAGGACAAAGCAGCAGUGUGGAGGACUACCUUGCCAUGAUGCAGCGUCAGUUGGACAGAAGCAUAUCAAGGGAACUAAACAAAGCCUCUGCGGAACUCGACGUCUCUUUGGCCCGCAUGUCUCCAGUGGGCUCUGCGUCGAGGGUGGAGAUGGACCCUGUUAGCAGAGCAAAGCAGCAGUACUUGGAGGUCGUGAAGAAGAACCACGAGGUCUAAGAAACACUAGAGAUGUCCCAGCAGUACCAAGUUGAGGUAGAAAUUACUGAGAACUUCAGCGUGUGUACUGAAUAUCCACAUCUGACUGGGAUUUCACCACUGACCUCACAGGGGGAUUGUUAAAUAGAAAUGACAUAAGGUACAUCCCACAACAGUGUAUAUCUGUACAUAGGAGCUUUAAGUACUGUCUGGACCAAUCAAGAACAAGCAAACCAAAUGCACGUUGCACUUAAGCACUCAGGAAGUGAGCACAUUGAUCAGCCACACUCUUAAACCCACAAUCUAAUGCACAGGUGUCAAACUCAGGGCCAGAUCCGGCCCACAAAAGUAAAUUAUGUACAUUGACCUCAUGUUUCUUGUUAAAAUAUCAAAAUCGCAAAUUGUCUUUUCUCUUAUCAAUGUUGAGAUAUUGUAAGCAUUUUUUAGCCAAUCCCCCUUUUAAAAUAAAUUGAAUAAUAGUUAAUAACAAACAAUUUUCUCUAGCUUCUUAUUUCCGAACUAGUUAGCCGUUCAUUUGUUGUGUAAGAUGAGAUGAUCAUACAUUUUAGGGGAAAUCAGAACUAUGAUGUGGCCUGCAACAAAAAUGGGUUUGACACCCUUGAAGAUUCAAUACACGAGCCGUAUCAAAUAUAAAUAAAUAAAUAUACAUUUCUAAUAUUUUAGCCCUCUUAUGGUAAAUUCCCUGUCAAGUGAAAAUUUAUAUUUCUUGUAAAUUUGGCACACCACAGAGAGGUGUUGUUAACAACACUGCCAAAUCUGAAUGAUUAAAAAAAUUGCCAAGCAUAUAAAAUGAGGUGCGGCACGGUUACCAACUGGUUAGUAGAUCUGCCUCACAGUUCUGAGGACCCGGGUUUAAAUCCGGCCUCGCCUGUGUGCAGUUUGCCUGUUCUCCCCGUGCCUGCGUGGGUUUUCUCCGGGUACUCCAGAUUCCUCCCACAUCCCCAAAACAUGCGUGGUAGGUUUAUUGAAAACUAAAUUGGCCGUAGGUGUGACUGUGAGUGUGAAUGGUUGUGUGUGUGUGUCCUGCGAUUGACUAGCGACCAGUUCAGGGUGUACCUCACCUCUCGCCCGAAUAUAGCUGUGUUAGGCUCCAGCAUGCCUGCGACCCUUGUAAAGAUAAGCGGUACAGAAAAUGGAUGAAUGAAUAAAUAUAAAAUUAGGCUUCAAAAUUCUGUAAAAUCUAGCUGUUCACUCUGUUCUUAAACGCUGUGCCCCACACAAUUGUCAACAAUCAGUUACUACUUCUACGACCUGUAAAAAUGGAUGCGACUUUGUCUAGCAUCUUUCUUGUGUGCCUGCACAUGUUUGAGCCACAAAAAUGGCUGCAAUAUAACCCACCGGAUUGUCGAGUGGCUUUUCCACGCUGUGCAACGGAGCACUCUAAAGUGGACUCACCGGCGGACAAACCGAAGGGAAGAUGGAUUUUCGGAGUUUAGGCAUAGCUAGCUAGCUAACUGCGCAUCGCAAUUGCGCGUCACGUUUUAGCCACCGCCCAAAAAUCAGGAAAACUGAAAUGCUGAAAAACAGUUUAACACUAUAUCUCCACAACUGUGUACUACAUAAUUGCUGAAAAUGUGCAAAGACUGGGCGUUAUCUUCAAACAUGUAUACUGUAUUUACAAACAAAUCUCUCUGCAUUCACUUUACAGGGUUCAAGAUGUACAACAUUUUAUGAACUGCAUUUUUGAUUAUGGAUUAGAUCUUUACUGUACCUAAUGUUGUGGCUGAUCAGUGUAUGUUGUAGAGUACACUGUAUUUUUCAUCAAUCAAGGGACUCACAGAGAAAUAUUAAAUCAACAUUCAGUUUUAAUCAGCAACAUACACUAUGUAUUUGAAUUUUAUCAUUCUUUCUUUGAAUCUGUUGAUGUUUCUUGUUUGGUUUGCCGUCCAUCAUUGCUCCGUGCCAUCAAAUGGUGACGUUUCUUUCUUGGUUUAAAUUUUAGGUAUAUUUAAUUUACACGAUGUAUGGGUCAACAUAAUUAUUUCUUAACGAGCCUCUCCCAAGGUAAAGAUAUAUUCUUGUCACUAAUUUCAGUUGGUUUUUUGCACCACUCUCACAAUUUUUCUUUCUGCAACCCUGUACAGUUGAGUAAGAAUGCCUGGGAUGUUUGUGAUUCUUGUCUAUCAAAAGGACUGGAAAAUAAAACUUUAAAGCACGUAGCUUGCUGUACAUUUCAGGAAAUGAAGUCACAUGAGAAAGCCAAUAAAAUGAAAUUUGAUUGAAAUGUUCCAAAAAGGGUUUAAAAAAAGUCUUAAACAUGGCCUUCUUAAAUCUUCUGAUACCCUGAAGACGGACGGGUUGUAGUAAAUGAGCAUCUGGGUGACAGAACAUAAAUAUUUACAGCUGACCUAUGCUGCUGAAUUACUGUACAUACAGUAUAGUGUUCGUGUACUUUGUUUAUAACGUGCACUGAUUGCAGGUGUCUGAUUCUCAUGAUGAGAAAAAAAGCAUCUUUCCAUCAAUGUUUCAUGCACACAUUCAUGUCUUAUUGGCCCCUCAUUAGUUAUAUUUUGAUAUGUUUACUUUGUACCAGCCCACCCUCCCUCAUUGUAAAGGCACAAAAGUUGAAGGUAUGCGUCGGUGAAGAACCAAUUCCCCUCACUUAUUCAAAUGACACAAUGCACUUGUGAUUGCCCCCCCCCCCCCCCCCCCCCCCCACACACACACCCUCUGCUGCGUCUUUUCCUCGCUUUGAUGCUCACAUUUAUUUUAGUUUCCUUUACAGCAGAUGGGUACAUCUGACAGACUGACUAUUAAGUGUGAUUAUUUCUCUUUCCUCCCCCCAAUUGAUGCCACUUCACACACUACAUGUAAAGCUUGCUUUGAUUGAGGAGGUUACAAACAUCAGAUUUACAUGUGGCCAAGAAUACAAAUAGACACAUGAUGAAUAAAAAGGCGGAGAGUUGAAAGGAUUUAUUUAUUUAUUUAUUUUUGAAAAGUUAUGAUGGCUAAAACAAAGCUCUCUAUGUUGAGUCAUCUUUUUGUCAUUGAUGCCUAGUUAAAAAAAAAAGAAUGCAGAAGAAACAAAAGCAAACUCUUGUCAUUGUGUAAAUACAUACAUUUAUCAAACUUUUUACUGUUGUCUUAACCCAGGGGUGGGGAACCUUUUUUUCUAUCAGGACUAGCAUGAUGAAUAUGAAAAAUAGGGUGCAACCAAUGUAGAUUGUGUUCCAAACAAUCUUUUGAAAUAUGUAUAUAGUUAGCGUAAUAGCAUAGUUGUCCAAGUCAUUUUUAUCUUAGUGUCACAAUAUCAAUAACAAAUACCAACAUGCUUGUUAAAAGAAAAGUCUGCAAAAGUUAAAUCAAAUGGAUUCUUCUCGUUUGUUGGAUGUUUUUUUUUUUCCCUCCCUCUCUCUUCCCCCCUGUAAAUAGUCAAAAAUGACCUGGACAAUUAUGCUAUUAGGCUAGCGUUAUCUGACUAACUACAUGUCUUUAACGAAAUUAAAUAGGUUUAAUGUUGAAAAAUAAAACAUUUAUCAAGAUUCCAACACCAUAUUCAAACAGCUACAUAUUUUAUAACCAAGUUCACAAAACUUAACAAAUUUCACCUUCCUCUUGAAAUUUUUAGUGGCAUGUCCAAAUCUGCAGCCAAAAUCGCAAUCAUGAUUAAAAUUCGAUUAAUUGUGCAGCCAUACAUUCAACUAACAUUGAACUUAAACUUAAGUUUAGCGUUAAACUUAGUUUUUACAUAUUGCUUUAUAAUUUAAGUUCAUUUUAGCAAGAAUUGACUGUUAUGAGUUUGCAAAAUUAUGUUAAUUAUUUAUUAUUUUAAUUAUGUGUGUGUAUCCGAGCGUGCGUGAGUGUGUGUGAUUUUAUUUAUUGAGGGGAAAAGAAAUAUUCAAAGCUACCUGGCUCUGUGUGACAAAAUAUUUGCCCCCUUGAUAAAUCAUGAAUUAACUGUGGCUAAUCACAUUUUUUGGAAAACUGAGUUAAUUUUUACUGCCCACACCCAGGCCUGAUUACCUACAGACCUGUUGAAUCAAGAAAUCAUUUCAAUAGAAUCUGUCUGACUGAAUGAAGUCAGCCAAAAGAUCUCAAAAACUUGCAACAAAAUGCCACGAUCCAAAGAAAUUCAAGAAAAAAUGAGAAAUAAAGAAAUUGACCUCUGUCAGUCGAGAAAGGGUUACAAAGCCAUUUUAAAGCUUUCGGACUCCAGUGAACCACCAUGAGAGCUAUUAUCCACAAAAUUGAGAAAAUGUGGAAGUGUUGAACCUCCACAUCGAGAGGAGCCAGAUGAGGUGGCUGGGGCAUCUGAUUCGGAUGCCUCCCGGACGCCUCCCUGGUGAGGUGUUCCGGGCACGUCCCAUCGGGAGGAGACCCCGGGGAUGACCCGGGACACGCUGGAGAGACUACGUCCUUCGGCUGGCCUGGGAACGCCUCGGGAUCCCCCCGGAAGAGCUGGAUGAAGUGGCUGGGGAGAGGGAAGUCUGGGUGUCCCUGCUAAAGUUACUGCCCCCGCUGCCCCACCUCGGAUAAGCGGUAGAAAAUGGAUGGAUGGAUGGAUGGAUGGAAGUGUUGAACCUUCCCAGGAGCGGCCGAUCAACAAAAAUUAGCCUAAGAACACAGCGCUGACUCAUCCAGGAGGUCACAAAUUUAGGAGCCCAGGAUAACAUCUAAAGAACUGCAGGCCUCUCUUGCUGCAGUUAAGGUCAGUGCUCAUGACUCAACAUUAAAGAAGAGAAACAUGGCAUCCAUGGCAGCGUUCCAAGGCGAAACCCACUACUCUCCAAAAAGAGCAAAGGCUGAGACUUUUGGGAGAAUGUUCUAUGGACUGACGAAACAAAAUAACUUUUUGGAAGGUGUGUAUCUCGUUACAUCUGGCAUAAAUGUAACUCUGC
Molecule: messenger RNA, 13314 nt
Organism: Phyllopteryx taeniolatus (common seadragon)
Lineage: Eukaryota; Metazoa; Chordata; Actinopteri; Syngnathiformes; Syngnathidae
Product: ankyrin repeat domain-containing protein 26-like
Exons: 43
Coding region: 296-8476 (2726 amino acids)
Molecular function (GO): protein binding
Source: RefSeq, a predicted model, not a curated record